This is a messenger RNA of Punica granatum (pomegranate), 903 nucleotides long. Lineage: Eukaryota; Viridiplantae; Streptophyta; Magnoliopsida; Myrtales; Lythraceae. The record is from RefSeq and is a predicted model, not a curated record.
AUGGAAGACAGACAAAGUAUUUUGUUCGACCCAAAAGCUUCUCACUUCUUCAAGAUAAUCCUCCACGCCACGAUUCAAAGUGGAAAACUCAUUAUACCGAAGAAAUUUAUUAGGAAAUAUGGAGCAGAGCUAUCUAAGUCCAAUGUUAUGCUUCUCAAGGUUCCCAGCGGUGAUGCCUGGGAGGUGGAGCUGAUGAAAAAGGACGGCAUGGUUUGGCUGGGUAAUGGGUGGCGGGAUUUCGUGUACUUCUACUCCGUAAAACACGGAGACUUCCUUGUGUUCUGGUACAAGUCAGGGAGUUCUAAUGAGUUUGAUGUGAUCUUGUUUAAUAAGAGUGCCACGGAGAUUGAAUACCCUUUGAAAUCUCCGAUGACUUCGUCUCUAGUCAAGGUGGAGGAAAUCAGUGACGAUGAAGAUGAUGUUGUUACAAGAAAAGCAUCAGACGCCUAUAUGUCAUCUUCAAGGAUUACGAGAAGAACAAGUCAUAUGCUCGCGGGAAAUUAUUCCUCUGGUAAGAACAAUGUGUUCUCAAAAGCACUCCAAGGAGCGGAGAAAGAUAAAGCACUUGAAAGAGCAAAGUCGUUCAAAUCUUCGAAUCCAUACAUUCCAGUUGUGAUGCAGCCUUACUACAUUCAUCCAUCCUUUAUAUACUUUGUGCUGAAAAAUCACUAUUUAAUUCUGCAAAAUGUGUCGGGAAAAUUCCUAGAGAGUUAUAUGGGCCAAAAGAAGAGUGGUGAAGUGAAACUUCAUGUUUCCAGUGACAAAAUAUGGAUUGUCAGGUACAGCAUCAGAAAGUGGUCGGGAAGAAGGGUACAAGCCAAAAUUUCUGGAGAUGGUUGGAAGGCAUUCGUAAUUGACAAUGGCUUAGUUGUGGGUGAUGUUUGCAUCUUCGAAUUGAUUUGA